AUGCAGCAUGCUCCCGCCAGUGGAGGCCAAGCGGGCCUUGUAGCAGCGGUGGAGCCCACCGCGACGGAGCGGCUUGAUCACGUUGUUGGUACCCUGCUCGCCGAAAAGAAGCCCUGGCCGGCCUUUCUGACCAUCGCUGCUCGAGCGACGGAGGAGUGGGAGGCUUGCCCCACCCCCGCCCACGAGGCCCUGGGAUGGAUGACGACAACUGCAGUUGGGGUGCUCGACGCUGCGAGCGUAGGGCCCUUGGUUCCCGUGUGCCAGGCCUUCAAGUCGUUGAUCGAGGCUGUCGAAGGUGCAGCGGAAUGCCAGGACAAGCUCAAGGGGCUGAUAUCCCGGUGCGCUUUCCUCACCACCGUCUUGAUGCAGCAUGACCGAGGGGUUGGUCCCCUCGCCCAGGUGCAGAAGCCCAUGAAGGACUUCGCCACCAUGACCAACAAGCUGGCGGCGUUUACGGCGAAGUGGGCCAAGGGCGGCAAGUGCAGGGAGGGUCUCCGUAGGGUCAGCGACGACAUCGCCUUGGUGGACGGGCGUGGACGGGCUGGAGCACCACCAGCUUUGGUUGGUGGUGCUUCGCCAAUUGCGCCGACGUUGCCGUCUAUGGCCGCAGUGCCUUCCGGCGCAAUCUCCCUGACCGAUGCCCACGUUUCGCGGCCUUCAUUACUCCGGAGCGCCGUUGUUUACCUCACGAAGACGGCUCUGGGAUACGCGCCCUGCGUGCUGACCGGCAUGGCCGGAGCGGGAAAGCCGGUCCUGGCGUCCGCAGUUGUACGGGAUGAAAAGGUUCGUGAGCACUUUCAUGCGGGAAUGUUUUGGUGGAGGGUGGGUCGUGACGAGAAGGAUCAACUCCAAGAGUUUUUGGAAGGCCUUGUGUUGCGAGUGGCAUCAAGUUCAGGGACUAUUUCCCCCGUCCUUCGCAGCGCGGAAGAAGCGACGUGUCACCUGAAAGCGAUAUGUACGGACGCCGUGUCCCCGCGAUUGGUCGUGCUCGACGACGUGUGGGAGCGGGAGGUCGUUGACGCCCUGAAGCUUACGGGGAUGCAGCUGUUGGUGACCACGCGCGACCGUUCGGUGGUAUCGAUGCCAGGAGAGUGCGUAGAGGUGGGGGGUAUGCAGGAGGAUGAGGCGCUGGGGGUGCUGAGAGUCGGUUGCGGGGCACCCAAGAACCUCGACCUUCCGCGUGCUCAGGCGUUGCAGGGAAAGUUCACCGAGGCGCAUCGAUUGUUUGAACGAGCCCUGGCCAUCAGAGAAGGUGCUCUGGGGGUGGAUCAUCCGGACACGAUCAUGUCCCGCGCUUGUGUAGCGGACUUGUACACGAAGCAGGGGUUGUUGGACAAGGCGGCUCCUCUGUUGAAGGAAGCAGUCUGUUCGUUCGAGCGUGCCCUUGGGCCUGAUCAUCCGAGCGUUGCGGCAGCGCUCAACGACCGGGCGUGCUUGUUGCAGAGCCAGGGCAAGCACGCUGAGGCCGAGCCUCUCUACGAGCGACCACAGGCCAUACGAGAGAAGGUUCUAGGUCGGGAGCAUCCGGAUGUGGCCACAACGCUCAACGAUCGCGCGUCGUUGUUGCAGAGACAAGGCAAGUACGCUGAGGCCGAGCCACUCUACGAGCGAUCACAGGCCAUACGAGAGAAGUUGCUAGGUCGGGAGCAUCCGGAUGUGGCCACAACGCUCAACGAGUGGGCGUCGUUAUUGCAGAGACAGGGCAAGUACGCCGAGGCCAUGCCACUCUACGAGCGGUCGCAGGCCAUUCGAGAGAAGGUGUUAGGUCCGGAGCAUCCGGAGGUGGCCACAACGCUCAACGAUUGGGCGGGUUUGUUGACCAGCCAGGGCAAGUAUGCUGAGGGCAAGUCGCUCUAUGAACGGUCACAAGCCAUAAGUAAGAAGGUGCUAGGUCCGGAGCAUCCGAGGUUGGCCACAACGCUCAACGGUUGGGCGAACUUGUUGGAGAGCCAGGGCAAGCACGACGAGGCGGAUCCUCUGUACGUCCGGGCGCUCGAAAUUCUGGGUGCAACGGUAGGCCAAGAACACCCUAACUAUGCAUCAACGCUCAACAACCGGGCGGGGUUGUUGGCAGCCCGGGACGAGGUGGAAGAGCUGGCUGCGAUAGCAAUCACUGCCGACUCGAUGAACAAGACAGGGGGAAAGUUCCCAUGGGAGAAUUACGUGGUCAAGUGUGACGUGGCGCGGCACUUCUGGCUCAAGUCCACGGCGACUGUGAUGUACAACAAUUCUUGCAAGUCUCCUUGCUGUUGGUGA
Molecule: messenger RNA, 2256 nt
Organism: Ectocarpus siliculosus
Lineage: Eukaryota; Phaeophyceae; Ectocarpales; Ectocarpaceae
Source: the annotation of a GenBank genome assembly